Messenger RNA from Solanum verrucosum, 399 nucleotides. RefSeq lists its product as uncharacterized. The record is from RefSeq and is a predicted model, not a curated record. NCBI's taxonomy places the organism in Eukaryota, Viridiplantae, Streptophyta, Magnoliopsida, Solanales, Solanaceae. Bases 1 to 399 code for a protein of 132 amino acids. The transcript has a single exon.
AUGUCAGGCAAGGAGGAGGUUGGGGAGAGUCUAGCACUUGUUGCAUAUAAUGGGAUUGCAUCUAGAAUCAAUGAAACUGGGCUUCAACUUUAUCCAGUUUCUGAGUAUGACUCUGGUGAAGGUUUACCAUAUGCGCCUGUGGAUUGGCCAAAUGUUGGUGAUAAGUGGGGCUGGAGGACAGGGAAAAGAGCUACAAAUUCAGGCACAUUCAAAGAUAGAUAUUUGUAUCUUCCGGAGCGUUUUCAAGCACCGAAAGAUGGAAAGAAAAAUGCUUUCCGAAGUAAGACUUCAGUUAAAAAGUAUGUCCAAUCUCAGUAUCCUGGUAUGGAUAUCGACCAAUUCUUUGCCUCAUUCAGUUGGAUGAUUCCUUCAAAGAAGUCGCCAAACUCAAUAGGUUAG